Messenger RNA from Linum trigynum, 6146 nucleotides. The record is from the annotation of a GenBank genome assembly. Lineage: Eukaryota; Viridiplantae; Streptophyta; Magnoliopsida; Malpighiales; Linaceae.
ACGGCCCAAUUAUCGGUUUAGACGCGUCUUCCCCAAUUCUUCCCUGCUCUUUGCUUUCCGGUUUCCACCCUCUUCUCCUUUUCCCUUUCCCUUUCCCUUUCCCUUUCGAUUCCGGAAGCAGCAACCAUAAAAAUUAGAAAGACACAAACUUGGCCGUUUCUCUUUCUUCUUCUCUGAACAAAGGGCCGCUGAAUUCUACGUGGGUUAUUCGGAGACAGGUUCGAGCGCAACAAUGUUCUUCCACAUCGUAUUGGAGAGGAACAUGCAGUUGCAUCCUCGCUACUUCGGUCGCAACCUACGAGAUAACCUCGUUUCAAAGCUCAUGAAAGAUGUUGAGGGGACUUGCAGGUUUCCUUUCCAUUCAUUCCCUAACGUGGUUUCCGAUUUUGAGUUCCUAGCAUUUCUGAUCGCGCUUCUCCUUUUUCCCGCUCGAUUUGCUGGGAUUCCGUUUGGCUGUGAAGAAAAUAUUGUACCACGAGCAGUGACUUAGGUUUUGAGAAUACUUUUUCUGGCCUCUCGUCGAGAUAGGCUUAAAAGAUAAUACAUUUCGGACGAUUCGUAUAGUUGCGAUGGUAGUUCGAUGAUUUUUAGGGUCGGAAUUACUGUAACUUGACUAUGAAGUAGGCAGGGCAGAAAUUGAGGACUCCCUGGAAGUUUAGGGCAAAAGUUUUGAUGAACCUUAGGGGGCAGGGUUUCUGGGUUUUAUCUGUAUAUAUCUGUAGCAGGGAAGAGCAGACUUAAAUGAAGAGUCUUUUUUUUUUUUUUUAAUCUUAGUUCGCGUUACUUCUGAUACCAGUCUAAUAGAGCUCCUUGCCUUGAACAUACUAGUGGUUCUGAUCACUCUGGUUAUGGAUCUUCAGUGACUACGCUGCUAUGUCAGAUCUCCUUUUUUCGUCAUAGAAUUUCGAACAAUUAGGUUGCCUUCACCUUCAGAUGAAUUUUGCUUCCAUUUAACAUGUGAUUAAAUGAGGGGAAGGAAUUGAUAUUAGGAGCGAGUAGCUCAUGUCUCAUAUUCUUGAUAUUAGCACUGCAGUCACAUAGAUGCUUUUAUUUCUUGUUAAGUGUCAGAUUCUAUGCUAUGUUCUCGUGGCUGUGAAUGCAAAACGUCCAUUUCAACUUGGUUUCAGUUACUUGGAACACCUGGCUUGUUUAAACGGUUCUAAUAUAUUUCUCUGUAAUCAACUGUUUUGUACUACUGCAGUGGUAAACAUGGGUUCGUUGUAGCAAUAACAGGCAUAGAAAACGUUGGGAAAGGUUUGAUCAGAGAUGGUACAGGUUUCGUGACUUUUCCAGUAAAGUACCAGUGUGUUGUGUUCAGACCAUUUAAGGGCGAGAUCUUAGAAGCUGUUGUCACCAUGGUAAACAAGGUAGAAUGGUUGUCUCUCGUAUGGAAGUAGUUCAGUUAAUCUUUCAUGGAUCUUACUUUUGGAGUGUGGUGAUCUUACAUUCUUUAAUAUAAUACCUUGUAGAUGGGAUUUUUCGCUGAAGCUGGUCCAGUGCAGAUCUUUGUUUCGAACCAUGUAAGUUGUAUAAGAUGAUUGACUGUGAUAUGUUGUUAUUGAAGACAUUUGAUAUUUUUCCUGUUGUUGGCCUUCCUUUUACGUGGGAACUGGAGGUUAGAGCAUGAUUGUUAAAAUUGAAGCAAUUUGAUACUUCCCAUUGUAGCCUUCUUUAACCUUGGCAUAUAUACUUGAGCUGUUUCCUGAACUUGGAACUUGAACUUUGUUGUUUUAAACUUUUAAGCUUCAUGUAUCUGUGUUUGUAGGAUAUCUUGUUAAAUUUUGUCUAAGAAACUUGAUGAGCGAAGAAUGAGUAACCCUUGUAGUAUGUAUCUACUAUAUGCAACUUGGUGCUAAUAUUUUCUUUUGGUUCUGUAGUUGAUACCUGAUGACAUGGAGUUUCAGUCUGGAGACAUGCCGAAUUAUACAACUUCUGAUGGAUCGGUUGGCUUUCUGUGAUCUACUUGCUAACAAUAAUGAAUGCAUAUAAUAUUCUCUACUUCUCUAAUUUCUUGUCAUUUACUUUUGCGCAUUUUCCAGGUUAAGAUCCAGAAGGAUAGUGAAGUGCGUUUGAAGAUUAUCGGGACUCGUGUUGAUGCUACAGAAAUCGUAUGUUCUUGAAUCCUCCUUUCAGUUAGACCCCCUGAAUUUGUGCCUAAUGCGCAUGUCACUGGUUUAUCCAUAUAUCGGGAAUGAGGGAGUCCUUCAGCUGACAGUGUUAUUUGAAGUAAAUGUGAAUGUCAUUGAAUUGAUUUGAAUUGAUUUGCACAUAAAUUAAGAAAUUAACCACUCGCCAAGAGCUUGAAUCUCUAAACAACAAUGCCUAUCAAAUAUGCUAUAGCUAUCUCAAUCAGAGAAACGUGUUUCUCCUUGAUAUGUAUCUUGGGUCUACCCUAAUGAACUCGGGAGGUUUACUAAUGAAAUCUCUGUUGCAUCAACAGUUCUGCAUUGGUACGAUAAAGGAUGACUUCUUGGGCGUGAUCAACGAUCCCACAACCACGUAGGCGAAGCUGGGAGGUGGAAGUAUUGGAUGUACACCGUGUUUCUUAUAGGUGUAUGAUGACCAAGCUUCUGAUGCGGACCAUCGAGCAUGGCGGCACCUACCUGUACUUUUUGUCAAGCAAGCUCUGUAAUUUAUUCCGCAGCAAGAAGUUCUGCUAUGUGCUUGUAGGGAAUGGACUGUAUCUAUGUAUUGAAGUGUGUUUUACUCACCUAAGACAACCAUCAGAAAGGCUUUGUCCAUGUUGGAUGGUUCUUGAGAGUUAUUUUUAAGAUUCUAGAUUAUCUACUGGGGUCAAGUUGUUGGAUACUAUGGAUUAGUUUGAGCUGCACAAUUGGACGCUUAAUCUCUCUUUGUAUCUUUGUUACCAUAAUAUGAAGAGGAUGUUGAAUCUUUGAGCUGCGACAACAAUUAUACAAAGUGUUACGUACCUGAGUGAUUGAUUUAUUUUAUGGGGAAAAUUUGGCAGCAGGCUGGGUUGCUGCCCGCAGCAGCUGCCUGUCCACAUAGAGCUCCCCCAUUGGCUCAAUAUUUAUUAUUUUUAAUUAUUUCAUGGCUAGCCAUAAUUGCCUAUUGGAAUGGACUUCUUUUUUCCCUUUUCUUUUUCCAAGAUGGAAGUGGAACAGAAUUAUAUUACCAAAAAAAGAAGUGGAACAGAAUUGCACUUUUAUAUAAUUAAUAACUUUUGAUUUUAGGUUCAAUUGCUUCCCGUUAGGUUUUUCCUCUUAAGAGUUUUAUACUUCUUUGCACUCCGAUUCACCCGAAGCCGCAACAGGAGCGCCUCUCAACGAAAAGAAUCAUCAUCUUCGUGCUGGGUUUAUUUUGAACAAUGUCAUUGCCAACGGGUUCUCUUUUUAUAAUCAUGUUUGCACUAGCUUUUACCUAUUUGAUACCUGUAAAGAUACUGCUAAUGAGGAAUUAUUUUUUCUAUUCUACUAAGCUACUUGUUCUUGCGAACCCACAGUAUAUUUUAAAUUUUGGUAUGAAUACUGAGGAACUAUUUUAGUUGAGUACUAUUUUUAUGUAUUUACGGGUUGCUUUGAUAUGGGUGAUCAUUCAAUAUUUUGUGUUACGAUAUACUUAGCUCUUAUAUGCUUACAAAUUGAUAUUAUGUUCUAUCUUUCAGAUACUGAUCAUACUAGUCCCAAAACACGAGGUGCAAAUAAUAUGACUGAAAAAAGCGAAGUGCCAUGUAUAGGCAUGAAGUUCGAUGGCGAUGAUAGUGCUUAUGCAUUUUAUAAAGCAUAUGUCCACAGUGUUGGUUUUAGUGUAAAGAAGCGUUAUGUCAAGCGAACGUGAGCAGGUCAAGUGAAAAGAAGAACAUUUUGUUGUUCUAAAGAAGGCAAAAAGGGUUUCGAUAAAAGGCGUGAGAAUGUGGCUUUUGAGCGACCAAUUACCAGAAUCAGUUGUUUAGCACAAAUGACUUGUCAACUGAAAAAGGAUGGCUUGCUAGAGAUUGUUUCUUUUGAAGAAAAUCAUAAUCAUGACCUUGCCCCCACUCCUAUGAAGCACAUGUUGAGGUCCAACAGAAAGAUAAGUUAUGCUCAAAAAGCUAUUGCAAAUGAUGUUGAGAGAGCUGGGUUGCCAAUCAAGGCAACUAUUGAUUUGCUAGCAAUCCAAAAUGGAGGUCGUCAAAAUAAUGGAUUUUUGGAUUCAGACUACAAAAACUAUAUUGCUGCACAAAGGCGAGCUACAAUGAUUAAAGGAGAUGGUCAGACAAUUAUGGAUUAUUUUCGUAAAGCACAAACAGAGGAUCCAUCAUUUGUUUACUCAUUGCAGCUUGAUGAUGAUGAUUUUGUUAUGAAUAUGUUCUGGGCUGAUGGCAGAUCAAUAAUUGAUUACAAGUACUUCGGCGAUGUUAUAUGUUUUGAUACAACAUAUAGGACUAAUGAGUAUGGCUGACCGUUUGCUCCAUUUUUGGAGUCAAUCAUCUAAAGCAGACAGUGAUCUUUGGGGCAGCAUUACUUUAUGAUGAAACAAUAUCCUCCUUCAAGUGGUUGUUUGAAGCAUUUUUGGGUGCAAGCUGGAAGGCAACCCAAAACCAUAUUGACAAAUCAAUCAGCUGCUAUGGCCAAAGCAAUUGAAGAGGUAUUUACUGAAACUCAUCAUCGUUUAUGUGUUUGGCAUAUUUAUCAGAAUGAUGCUAAACACUUAAGCUAAGUGUUUCAUGCAUCCAACCAAUUUGCUAGUGAUUUUAGUUCAUGUGUAUAUGACUAUGAAGAUGAAUGGUAUAAAGGUUGGGAUGCUAUGCUUAAAAAGUAUGAUUUGGAGAAUAAUGAAUGGUUGCAAGGGAUAUUCUCAGUAAAAGAAAAGUGGGUUAUGGUUUAUGGGCGUCAUAUGUUUACUACUGAUAUGAAGAGUACACAACGCAGUGAAUCAAUGAAUAGUGUGUUAAAGAAGUACCUGAAGCCGAAACACAAUAUGUUAUACUAUUUUUUUUAUCAUUAUGAUCAAUUGGUAGAAGAUAGAAGGUACCAAGAACUACUUGCAGAGUUCAAAUUGAGGAACACAAGCCCUGCAUUAAAAGCCGAUGUUGAGAUGUUAAGGCAUGCAUCAGAAGUGUACACUCCUAAAAUCUUUAAGCUGUUCGAAGAAGAAUAUCUGAAAGUUUGGGAUUUCACAAUUGAUAAGAUGAGCAAAACCAAAGGUCGGGCGGAAUAUAAAGUGAAAUAUGCUGGUAGAGGUGCAGGGCAUCGUGUCUGGUUUGAGUCUUCGCCUCAAAGAGUUGAAUGUAGUUGCAUGAAGUUUGAGUUUGUGUGGAUUUUGUGUUCUCAUGCUUUGAAAGUUCUUGACAAGAAAAAUAUAAAGCAAAUCCCAAGGCAAUAUAUAUAAAAAAGAUGGACAAAGGAUGCAAAAGAUGGAUAUAUCAGCAGUUCAAGUCGAGUGCAGGGAAGUUCUGAGAAACUCAUUGGGAAGCGUUACUUCGAUUUGCAUUAUAAUUUCGAGAGAUAUCCACACUGGCAGCCGAGAGCGAUAGAAUGUAUGAGCAUGCAUGUGAAGUUUUUUCAAAUUUGCUGAAGAAUUUGCAGGAAAUGAAAAAAGUUCACAUGCUGGAACUUCUUAUGAGGUAUUAUGCUCUAAUCAUGAACAAGAUUAUCCAAAUGUAGUUGGAGUAAAGUCAAAAGCUACGGUUGGACGACUGAAAGAAAUAAUGAAAGGUGCAUUAGAGCGAGGAAAAAGUCACAAGGUUCAAUCAAAAUCACAGGUUCUUUUUUCUCCUUUCUGUUUGUUUUAUAAGAUAAAAGUAUUAUACUAUCUUCUUAUAUUAUUUAUUUUGAAAAUCUUAUUAUAUAUAGGGUAAGAAGCUCAAAGCUAGUUCUUAUUAUAUAUUUUGGAAGCACUAUUGAAGUGCUAAAACAAAACAAUCAGGUUUUACUUUGCAUAUAUAUUUUUUCAUCCAAAUUAGAAUGCUAGUAUUUUGUUUUCACUUAUAUCAAAGUCUACGUGAAAGUAUCUUGUCAAUCAUAAUGUAAUAAUUAUUAUAAUAUUCAGAUGGUGAUUGGGCACCAGUCUUAGAGUUCAAUUAUCAGUCUAGUUGGAGAAACAUUGAUUCCGCUAUUUCUUUAAGCAAUAUAUCAUUCACACAAUUGUUACAGGUAUAAAGAAGAUCCAAUUAUUGUUUAUUUUAAUAAUUUCUUUUAAAAUUU